GCCAGUUAAGAUAGAGUGUCGUGCUUUUACGUCCUCACUCCACACAAACUCAGCAGGGAAGAGGGACAGAGCAGAUCUGAGGACAGCAGCAUGAACUCAAGCACGGCACAAUCCAGCACAAUCCAGCACAAGUAUUCCAACAUCCAGCACUGUAACAAUGACCUCAGCAUUUGCACUGAUGAUGGCUGCUACUCCAAGAAGAGACGUUAUGUGCGCAAGGACGGCAGCUGCAACAUGGUCUUCCGGCAUGUUCCUGGAGAAUGGCUCCUGUAUGUGACAGACAUUUUCACCACCCUGGUAGAGAUCCGCUGGAGGGUCAUGUUUCUCACGUUUGCCCUUUCCUAUAUCCUGUCCUGGCUGUUUUUUGGGAUCCUCUUCUGGAUCAUCGCACUGGCCAAUGGUGACGUAAAGGAUCCCAUGAACGAGCCGUGCAUCUAUGAGGUGCGAAGCUUCACGGCAGCAUUUCUCUUCUCUCUCGAGACACAGACAACCAUUGGCUAUGGUGCACGAGGCAUGUCUGAGAACUGCAUGCUGGCCAUAAUCAUUGUGACCAUCCAGGACAUCAUAAGCGUCUUCAUCGACACUUUCAUAAUCGGGAUUGUCAUAGCCAAAAUGGCAUCAGCCCGGAAGAGAGCGCAGACGGUGGGAUUCAGCAACACUGCCGUGAUUAACCUGCGCAAUGCACAUCUGUGCCUGUCAUGGCGAGUGGGCGACUUCCGUCGAAACCACAUCGUAGAGGGGACUGCACAUGCCCAGCUGGUUCAACAGACAGCGCACAUGACUGGCAAAGUUGACAUAUCCUACCAUGACCUACAAAUCCAAAAUAGCCACAUCAUUUUGGCCACACCAGCCACCAUUGUCCAUAUAAUUGGUCCCAGCAGCCCUAUGUACAAGAUAGGCUUGCAAGAUCUGCGGAGGGACAGCUUUGAGCUAGUGGUGUCAUUCACCUACACAGAUGACUGCACCGGGAUUCUCCACCAAACACGCACCUCCUACACCCCCAACGAAAUCCUGUGGGGCCAGCAGUUUCAGGAGAUGCUGAGAGUUAACCGAAAACACUACAGAGUGGACUAUGCCCUGUUUCACCAGACCAUUAAAGUCCCACUGCCGGAAAUUAGCGCAGAGGAGUACGAACUAAAGAAGCAUUCAGCUUGUCCUCAACAUGAGCUCCAAAAUGUCAGUCCUUCUGAGGUGUCUCAGGAGUUGUUUUAAAACAUUAUUAAAGCAUUAUUUAAAACACUACAUUAUAGCAGCAUAUUCUGCAACACAUGAGGAUAAAUGGCUUAGAUAAUGUGUGUAUGUGUAUAGCAGUGUAACGUAGGGUAUAUGAAACAAAGAUCAUGUAAGGCACUCUUGUUCAGUAGUAUUCACCCUCAAAAAUCAAACUGAAUCACUUCAAACAGGCCUGUAGCUUUGUGCAUUACAUGUAAAUGUAAGAUAUAUAAAAUAUUUAGAAUAUUAUGCUCCAGCACAAAUAAUGUAAAUGCAUUACAUGGAUGCUAUUAAGCAAAAACAUCUAACUUUAUAUAAGCACAUUCUAAUUAGAAAAGCACAUAUGAAUGUAAGUGGGAGUUUCCCACAUGUAGUGGUAGGCUUCUGAUCCUACAGAUAUUAGAAUUCAUAUUAUAUGGCAUAUAUAAUAUAUAGGACUAUACUGGUAUUUGUGUGUGUGUGUGUGUGUGUGUGUGUGUGCGUGUGGGUGUGUGUGUGUGUGUGUGUGUGUGUGUGUGUGUGUGUGUGUGUGAGUGACUUGUAAAUGUAUGAGAUGUUUCUGACCAGUGCCCACACUGGAGCCUUCUAAACAUGUGAGCUUUGAAAAAUGACCAAGACCAAAAUGUCUAGAAAAUGAAGAUCAACCUUGUGUCUAGGAAAACUGACCCUGAAGAGCUGGACACAACAAUCUAAUAUAAUAAACAUGCAACAAAUGUGCCUGUUUUAUCCACCACAGGGCUAAUUGCAUUUUCUGUACAUUAUUUAUAAUUGAAAUAAAUGUUAACCUCAUGAUUUCAGCCUUAUUUGUACAUUGAAUAUGUAGCCUAAUGCGGCAGGGCAAACUCAGGACAUCCAGUUAAAGUCUCUACAUUGUUUCAGUUGGUGUGCUGUGUUUAUUAUUAUUAUUGUUGUUGUUGUUUUGUUGUUGUUUUGUAAAUAUUCUUAUAAAACGGUAAUGAUAUACUGUUGUAUAUAUCUUAGACUUUGAGACUCCAUGUCUUUUUCUCUAUAUUAUAUUAUAAUAUGGAAUAUAAA
Messenger RNA from Pygocentrus nattereri (red-bellied piranha), 2247 nucleotides. RefSeq names its product potassium inwardly rectifying channel subfamily J member 16 (gene kcnj16a). The record is from RefSeq and is a predicted model, not a curated record. The transcript is spliced from 2 exons. Gene Ontology annotation, molecular function: inward rectifier potassium channel activity. Gene Ontology annotation, biological process: regulation of monoatomic ion transmembrane transport; potassium ion import across plasma membrane. Gene Ontology annotation, cellular component: plasma membrane. The coding region runs from base 91 to 1212 and encodes 373 amino acids. Lineage: Eukaryota; Metazoa; Chordata; Actinopteri; Characiformes; Serrasalmidae.